UCGUCUGCUAUCUUCUUCGUCCUCGCGAAGGCAAUCCAGUCCUCCAGUCGUUUGAAGAAGAAUAAUCCUCAAAAUCCCCAUUCUACCUUUCCCCCAAUCGAUUCCCUCACAAACCCUAGCUUUUCUGCAACCAUGCUUCCCUUCUCUCCCACCAUCUCGAACCAGAUUCGGUUCCUGCUCCAGAGCUCGAACGAUUCCAACUCCGAUUCGGUCUACCAAGAACUCCUCCAGUUUGUUGAAUAUGGAAGUGAGGGAAGUAUUUUAUUGCUCCAAGCCUGCUUGGAUCAGUUGAAUUUGCAGGGUACUGAUGCGCAGAGCAUGCAGUUGAAACCAGACAUACUGUCAUCCGUCUUUAGGUACUUAAUGGACAGACCGAAUUUCACUACAGUGUUCUGCGAAGCACUGAAAAGCACACCAGUGGGUGACGGAUUCCUGGGUGACCUCUCAAAAGCACUUCAUUUAUCAGCAUCUGAGAAAAUUGCAGUUGGUCUUGCACUGUCAGAUUCGGAAAAUCUGGAUGUUAGAAUGAGAGGUCAAAACUUCUGCAUGGUCCAGAUUGAGGAAUUAUGCGCAAAUCCUGCUCCUAUUGCUUCUAAUGAGCAAAUUCAGAAUAUCAUCGUGUUUCUUGAUCGCUCUGAGGGCCUUGCCAAGCAUGUCGAUUCUUUUAUAAAGAUGCUGUCCUUAUUACAGCCCAAAGAGAGGACUCCUAUGUUGCUAUCUCCGAUGCUUAUGCAUGAUUUAUCCGAAGUCGACUCAUUGAGGCAUUUGGAUCUCUUCUUUGAAUCCAGUGAAGCGGAAAAUGAUUUUGAUGCUGUUCUAGAGGAGAUAGAGAAGGAAAUGAGCAUGGCUGACAUUAUGAUGGAACUAGGAUACGGAUGUACAGUUAAUGCUUCACAUUGCAAAGGGAUGCUGUCGCUUUUUUCACCUCUGAACGAAGCGACCCUUUCUAGGAUACUUGGCACGAUUGCACGCACCCAUUCUGGUCUUGAGGACAGUCAAAACACGUAUUCCACAUUCUGCUCUGCUGUUGGUAGCAGUUCAGCUGCUGAUUCAUCUUGUUUGAACUCCUGGAAUGUUGAUGUUCUUGUCGAUUCAAUUAAGCAACUUGCUCCUGAAACUAAUUGGGCACGUGUUAUGGAAAACAUGGAUCAUGAGGGGUUCUACUUCCCUGAUGAACAAUCAUUUUCUCUUUUCAUGUCCAUUUAUGCAAAUGCUUGCCAGGACCCAUUUCCGCUCCAUGCGAUCUACGGUUCUGUCUGGAAGAAUGCUGAGGGGCAGCUAUCUUUUUUAAGAUAUGCUGUAGCUGCACCACCUGAAAUAUUUACAUUCUCCCAUUCUGCGCGGCAGCUGUCAUAUGCUGAUGCCUUGCACGGUAGUAAGCUUCCUAAUGGAAAUUCAAAUCAAGCAUGGGCCUGUCUUGAUCUUUUAGAGGUGUUAUGUCAACUAGCUGAGAGGGGUCAUACCACUUCUGUUCGAACAAUCCUUGAGCACCCUCUUAAACAGUGUCCUGAUCUCUUGAUUAUGGGGAUGGCUCAUGUGAAUACUGUGUUUAACCUCCUCCAAUCUGAUGUCUCUUCCGCGGUUUUUCCCAUGAUAGUUGGAAAUGCCAUGGGAAGUGGUAUAAUUCACCAUAUUUGGAAUGUUAAUCAUAAUCUUGUCUUGCGGGGUUUUAUUGACUUCCACGAGACUGAUCCAGACAAUAUUAAUAGGAUUUUGGAUGUCUGCCAGGAGCUGAAGAUCUUACAAUCAGUAUUGGACACGACUCCAUUUACAUUCAGCAUCAAACUGGCUGCAGUUGCUUCUCGUAAGGAACACAUAAAUCUGGAGCAAUGGCUGAAUGAAAAUCUGAGCACAUACAAGGAUACUUUUUUUGAGGAUUGCCUCAAGUUCUUAAAAGAAAUACCUUCUGCAGCAACAAAUGAUGCAUCUGCCAAUCCUUUCCAACAUUCCAGCUCUGUCAUGAAUCUUUAUCUAGAGACAAGUUCUACUCUUUUGAAGGUCCUUCAAGCUCAUUCUGGCCAGCUCAUCUCCCGCCAACUUUCUGAGGAAGUGAGAAGGUUGCAGGCAUCAUCUGUGCAUGCUAAUCCAAGACUGCAAAAUGGUGGAGCUACAGAUUCAUCAACACAUGAUGCAUCAUAUCCAGAUGGCAUUGAGACAGAAGCGAACUUAUAUUUCCAUCGAAUGUUUUCUGGACAAUUAUCCAUUGAUAAUAUGGUUCAAAUGCUUGCCCGUUUUAAGGAAUCAUCUGAAAAAAGGGAGCAAUUGAUCUAUGAGUGCAUGAUAGCGAAUCUAUUCGAAGAGUACAAGUUCUUCCCCAAGUAUCCAGAAAGGCAGCUUAAAAUUGCUGCUGUUCUCUUUGGUUCCCUCAUAAAGCAUCAGCUUGUAACACAUCUUACCCUUGGUAUUGCCCUUCGUGGUGUUCUGGAUGCAUUGCGCAAAUCUGUUGAUUCAAAAAUGUUUGUGUUUGGGGCCAAGGCUUUGGAGCAGUUUGUGGACCGUUUGGUGGAGUGGCCACAGUACUGUAAUCAUAUUUUACAAAUAUCUCAUUUGCGUGGCACCCAUACUGAGCUGGUCGCAUUCAUUGAGCGAGCUCUUGCUCGCAUUUCCUCGGGCCAAUCUGAUGUAAACGGUAACAACAGUGCCCCUCCCGAUCAGUACCAAGGCUCUACUCAAGCUACCUUGGAGGAAACUAUGGAGGCAUCUGAAGCCUCAUGGCAGUUGAUGGGCUCUGGGAUCACACAGGCUGGGCAGCAACUUUUCUCUCCACUGCAGCUGCAACAAGGGCAUCAAGGUUUUCUGGAUGACCGGCAUAAAGCCUCUGGAACUUCUGUUAGCUACAUGAAACCUCCUCUAUCUUCUGGUGGACAACCAUCAUUAGGCUCCACAAAUGUUGAUUUAAUCAGUAAUCAGAAGUCAGCUGUUUCACAGUCCUUGCAAGUUUUGUCUUCUCAGCAUCCUACCAGUGGUUCAGCUACAGUGCGGUACACUCCUGCCUUUCUGCGCUCAUCUCGUGGAAUAACAUCUCAAGGUAUGCCUAGGCAGCACUCAUACAGCACAGGUUUUGGAGCUGCUCUGAAUAUUGAAACACUAAUUGCUGCUGCUGGGAGAAGGGAUACUCCAAUAGAGGAACCUGCAUCAGAGAUACAGGACAAGAUUUUAUUUAUGAUUAAUAAUAUUUCAGCUUCAAAUACGGAUGCAAAAUCAAAAGAAUUUACUGAUGUCCUGAAAGAGCAGUACUAUCCAUGGUUUGCUCAGUAUAUGGUGAUGAAAAGAGCAAGCAUUGAGCCAAAUUUUCAUGAGCUGUACUUGAAGUUCUUGGAGAAAGUUAAUUCAAGAUUGUUGAAUAAGGAGAUUGUCAAAGCUACUUAUGAGAAUUGCAAGGUUCUUCUAAGAUCAGAGCUUAUAAAAUCAAGUUCAGAAGAGCGUUCAUUACUAAAAAAUCUUGGUAGCUGGCUUGGGAAGUUCACGAUUGGCAGGAAUCAAGCAUUAAGAGCCCGGGAAAUAGAUCCGAAAGAGUUAAUAAUUGAGGCAUAUGAAAAAGGAUUGAUGAUUGCAGUAAUUCCAUUUACCUCGAAGAUUCUGGAGCCAUGCCAAAGUAGUCUUGCUUAUCAGCCUCCUAAUCCAUGGACUAUGGGCAUCCUUGGUUUGCUUGCUGAGAUCUAUGCACUACCAAACCUUAAAAUGAACCUGAAGUUUGACAUUGAGGUCCUAUUUAAGAAUCUUGGCGUCGAUAUGAAAGAUGUAAAACCAACUUCACUUCUCAAAGAUCGGGUUAGAGAAAUAGAAGGAAAUCCUGAUUUUUCCAACAAAGACAUGGGUGCAUCCCAGCCACAAAUGGUUGCAGAAUCUAACUCUGGAAUAAUAUCUGCUUUGAGUCAAGUUGAUCUGCAGCCUGAGCUUACGAAUCCAUCACACCACAGUGGCCAUUCUACUGUACUAACCCAGUAUGCUGCCCCUCUUCAUCUUGCUUCAAGUGCGCUGGCAGAGGAUGACAAGACUGGAACUUUAGGCUUAUCUGAACGUCUUCCUUCUAGUCAGGGACUCUCACAGGUUGCUCCAUCCCAGUCUCCAUUUUCUGGUAGUCAGCUGCCAACAUCAAUACCAAAUUUUGGUACUCAGAUUGUUGUCAAUCAAAAGCUUAAUAAUUUGGGCUUGCAGAUGCAGUUUCAAAGAGUUCUUCCAGUGGCCAUGGAGAGGGCCAUCAGAGAGAUAAUAGCUCCUGUUGUUCAGCGGAGUGUUACCAUAGCUAGCCGGACAACCAAGGAGAUUGUUUUAAAGGACUAUGCUGUGGAGUCGGAUGAAAGCCGCAUAUAUAGUGCUGCACAUUUAAUGGUGGCAAGCCUAGCAGGAAGUCUGGCUCAUGUGACAUGCAAGGAACCCCUUCGCAUUGCCAUGUCAACUCACUUGCGGACUUCAGUUCAGGCUAUAAGCAUUCCUAGUGAUCUUCUUGAACAAGCUGUUCAGCUUGUUACAAAUGAUAAUCUUGAUCUGGCUUGUGCUAUGAUUGAACAAGCUGCAACCGAGAAGGCAUUGCAAACUAUUGAUGGAGAAAUAGUUCAGUCACUUGCUUUUAGGAGGAAGCAGAGGGAAGGGGUUGGUGCUGCAUAUUUUGAGGCAAGUACUUACACAAAAGGCCCUUUUGCUUCGGUACCAGAGGCACUUCGCCCCAAGCCUGGUCGCUUGUCCACUACCCAGCAACGAGUAUAUGAGGCUUUUGUCAGGUUGCCGUGGCAAAAUCAGUCAAGUUCAAAUGCUGUACCUUCUGGUCCACCUGGUUCAUCUGGAAAUCCUGUCAGUUCUGGCAUGUCUCGUGUAUAUGGUUCAACUUCAGGACAGCUGAAUUCAAGCAUCUACUCAGCUGCACAAGUGGCUUCAGGACUCGGUACAGUUACCCAGCCUUUGGAUCUGAUUCCCGAAGAGAUGGACCCUGCUUCAGCACUUCUUAGUGCCUCCACAGCUCAUGUUGGGGUGACUGAUGGUGUUAUCCAGCAUGGUGCAGAAAUCACUUCUGCUGCCCCGUCAUUUCCGUCAGCUGUGGCAGUCCCUGAAUUGCACUCGGUGGAAUCCUCCAGUGCAGCGAAAGAAUCAGGGGCUGUUUUACAGUCAUUAUCCACAACAUCUGCUACAGAGCGCCUCGGAAGUGGAACAUCAGAACCUUUGUUAUCAACAGGAGAGGCACUGGACAAGUAUCAGAUACUGGCACAGAAGCUGGAAGCUUUGAUUAUUAAAGAUGCUAGAGAUGUGGAAAUUCAGGCAAUCAUUGCUGAAGUGCCUGAAAUCAUACUCAGAUGUGUAAGCCGAGACGAAGCUGCAUUGGCUGUGGCUCAAAAGGUGUUUAAAAGUUUAUAUGAGAACUCAUCAAAUGGUAUCCACAUUGCGUCCCAUCUGGCAAUUCUGGCCACUAUUCGGGAUGUUUGCAAGCUUGUUGUCAAGGAAUUGACGAGUUGGGUGAUUUAUUCAGAUGAGGACCGGAAGUUCAACAAAGAUAUAACUGUUGGCCUUAUUCGAUCCGAAUUACUAAACCUUGCAGAGUACAAUGUACAUCUAGCAAAACUUAUUGAUGGGGGAAGGAAUAAAGCUGCCACGGAGUUUGCCAUUUCUCUUUUGCAGACGCUGGUGGUUCAGGAACCUGGAGUUAGUGUCUCGGAAUUCUACAAUGUCAUUGAUGCAUUGGCAAAGCUUGCUAUGAGGCCUGGAUCGCCAGAGUCUUUGCAACAAUUGGUUGAGAUUGCUAGGAAUCCCACUGCCAAUGCGAUGUCUCCAACUGGUUUUACUAUUGGCAAGGAAGAUAAGGCAAGGCAAUCUAGGGACAAAAAGGUCGCUUCUGGUCGUUCCUUGACUAGCAGGGAUGACUAUAAUACUGAGUCUGCCACACCAGAUCCUGCUGGUUUUCGUGAUCAGGUUUCUCGUCUGUUUGCUGAGUGGUGUCGGAUUUGUGAACUUCCUGGCACUACUGAUGUAGCUUAUACCCAUUAUAUCUCACAGUUACAACAAAGUGGGUUGCUUAAAGGGGAUGAUCUCACGGAUCGCUUUUUCCGAAUCCUCAUGGAAAUUUCUGUAGCAAAUUGUUUGGCCACUGACAUGAUUAAUCCAAGCUCUUUGUCCCUACAAACGCCACAACAAGUCCAGCAUAUCUCAUUUGCUGUUAUUGAUAUGUAUGCAAAGCUUGUGGUUUUAGUUAUAAAGUAUUGUGCGGUGGACCAGGGAGCAAGUAAAGCGUUUCUUUUGCCCAAGAUUUUGUCAGUGACUGUGAGAGUUAUCCAAAAGGAUGCAGAAGAGAAGAAAGCUGCUUUCAGCCCAAGGGCAUAUUUCAGAUUGUUUCUGAACUGGCUUUUGGACCUUGGUUCCCCUGACCCUGUCCUUGAUAGUUCCAACUUUCAGGUCUUGACAGCAUUUGCGAAUGCUUUCCAUGCAUUACAACCUUUGAAAGUUCCCAGUUGGAGCUUUGCAUGGCUCGAGUUGGUGAGCCACAGAAGUUUCAUGCCAAAAUUGCUAACAAUCAACUCUCAGAAGGGUUGGCCUUUGGUUCAGCGCCUACUUGUUGACUUGUUCAAAUUCAUGGAGCCAUACUUGAGGAAUGCUGAACUUGGGGAAUCGGUUCACUUUCUGUACAAAGGCACUCUAAGGGUCCUGUUGGUACUGCUUCAUGAUUUCCCGGAGUUCCUUUGUGAUUAUCAUUUCAGCUUCUGUGAUGUGAUUCCACCCAGUUGCAUUCAAAUGCGGAAUGUUAUUCUAAGUGCAUUCCCACGAAACAUGAGGCUGCCCGAUCCUUCUACUCCCAACUUGAAGAUUGAUUUGCUGGCUGAAAUCAGCCAAUCACCACGCAUUCUCUCUGAGGUUGAUGGUGCUCUGAAAGCAAAGCAGAUUAAGGCUGACAUUGAUGAGUAUCUCAAGACAAGGCAACAAGGAUCUCCGUUCUUAACAGAGCUGAAGCAGAGACUACUGCUUCCUCAGGGUGAGGCUGCACUGGCUGGGACUCGAUACAAUGUGCCCCUAAUAAACUCCCUUGUGCUUUACGUAGGAAUGCAGGCUAUCCAGCAACUACAGAGCAAAUCUACGCCUCAGCAUGUACCUGCACCACCAAUGACCCACACUGCUCCCAUGGAUAUAUUUUUAGUUGGUGCUGCCAUGGAUAUAUUCCAGAUCUUGAUUGGGGACUUGGAUACAGAAGGACGCUAUCUUUUCCUCAACGCAGUUGCCAACCAGUUGCGCUAUCCAAACAACCAUACCCAUUACUUCUCCUUUGUCCUUCUCUACUUGUUUGCAGAAGCAACCCAGGACAUCAUCCAGGAGCAAAUAACGAGGGUGUUGUUGGAGCGCCUAAUUGUCAACCGACCCCAUCCCUGGGGUCUUCUCAUCACUUUCAUUGAACUCAUCAAGAACCCACGAUAUAAUUUCUGGAAUCGGGCAUUCACUCACUGUGCGCCUGAGAUUGAGAAGCUGUUCGAGUCAGUGUCAAGAUCAUGUGGGGGCCCAAAAGCUGUGGAUGAUGGGAUGGUUCCAGGUGGGAUCACUGACAACAACCAUUAAAAAUCUUGCAGGAUGCUUUUGUAAAUCAUUUGUUUUAUUCAUUUAUUUUGUAGUUAUUUUGUUUGUUGAGCAUUACUGUUUGGUCGUGUUUGUAGUUACUCCGUUUGGUUUUAUGUCUGUGGUUACAUUCAGAGAGUAGAUUAUGUAUGCCAAUGGAUGGCCUUCUCCACAUCAGGCCAGAUUUUGCAACUCUUUUGACUGGUGUGAAAUGCUUGUUUGGUGCUAUAUCUAGAAGUGGUCAUAUGAUUUCCAUUCA
Messenger RNA from Magnolia sinica, 7786 nucleotides. RefSeq lists its product as uncharacterized. The record is from RefSeq and is a predicted model, not a curated record. Gene Ontology annotation, cellular component: P-body; CCR4-NOT core complex. Gene Ontology annotation, molecular function: molecular adaptor activity. NCBI's taxonomy places the organism in Eukaryota, Viridiplantae, Streptophyta, Magnoliopsida, Magnoliales, Magnoliaceae. Gene Ontology annotation, biological process: nuclear-transcribed mRNA catabolic process, deadenylation-dependent decay. The transcript has 51 exons. The coding region runs from base 133 to 7530 and encodes 2465 amino acids.